AUGUCAAUCAGGAGAUUCCGGGGCAAGGAAAUAAUUAAGGUAAUGCAAGAAAAAGCAAUAUUCAAAGACAUUCGUUCCAUUAAAAGUAAUUACGUUGCGAAAGUAAAAGGAAACAGAAGCAAAAUUUAUUCCGCGGUUAGCGUAACUGGAAAUAAUGAAAGAGUGAAAAUUAUUUUAAACCCACAUAACGAAGACUGUUUCACUUCUGGAACGUAA
This is a messenger RNA of Plasmodium inui San Antonio 1, 216 nucleotides long. RefSeq lists its product as hypothetical. NCBI's taxonomy places the organism in Eukaryota, Apicomplexa, Aconoidasida, Haemosporida, Plasmodiidae. The record is from RefSeq and is a predicted model, not a curated record. The transcript has a single exon. The coding region runs from base 1 to 216 and encodes 71 amino acids.